UUGUCUGCUUUCCAGUGUUUUUCGAAUUUUUUUCACAUUUUUCGGUUUUGAAGUGGAAAGUAGAAAAUAGAGUAGAUACGCUUGUGCAGGCCUCGGUGGUGGUUUCGUUUCCCCAUUUGAUGCAAUGUGUAUUGUGGUGGGAAUGUGGAGCGGUUAGCUGCUGCAAGGAAAGGUCUAAUUAAUCGCGUUGCCAGUGGGAUUUUAAUGUUUUGUGAAUGGCACGCCCCGACGUCGUUACUGCGGAAUCUGUUGCUGCGGGCAAAGGGGGACGACGCGCCGAAUUAGCGGAGAAUGGGCAGGCGCCGCUGCGCAGUGCGGAUCAGGGCGCAGGGGACGAGGUGGUGGUGAAGAGCGAGACGAAGAAACCCGCGUCGACAAUGCCGUCGCAUGCGCAGCAGCAUCCCAGCACGCUGAAGCUGCUGGGCUGCGCCGCCGGGGUCUUCUUGUCCUUCUUCGUCUUCGGCAUCUUCCAGGAACGCAUAACGCGCGGCGUGUACGGCGAGAACGAGCGCUUCCACUACACACUGACGCUGGUCUUCGUCCAGUGCGUCAUCAACGCCAUCUUUGCCAGACUCAUGAUCUACCUGACGCGGGAAGCCCGCGACACCACGCCGCGCUCGUUGUACGGCUGGUGCUCGCUGUCCUACCUGGCGGCCAUGCUCUCCUCCAACCAGGCGCUGCAGUACGUCAACUAUCCUACACAGGUGCUGGGUAAAUCCUGCAAACCCAUCCCGGUGAUGCUCUUUGGCGUGUUCUUCGCGCACCGGCGGUACGCCUUCAAGAAGUACCUCUUCGUCCUCUGCAUCGUUGUCGGCGUCAGUAUCUUCUUCUACGAGAGCGGGAAGAAGCAUUCCAAGGAGGAGCAGAAGGAGAUCGGCUUCGGCGAAGCACUUCUGGCCCUGUCCCUGUUUAUGGAUGGCGUGACGGGCGCCGUGCAGGAUCGUAUGCGCACUUCCCACAAGACGCGCCCCAACAACAUGAUGAUGUGGAUGAACAUCUUCUCCUCUUUUCUCCUGCUCGCCGCCAUCGUCGUGACCGGGGAGUUGGUGGAGGUGCUGGGCUUCAUCCUGCGCUAUCCGUACGUCUUGGAGCAGCUGCUGACGUUCGCCGUGUGCAGCGCCGUGGGACAGUUCUUCAUCUUCCUGACGGUGGCGGACUUUGGCCCGCUGCCCUGCUCCAUCAUCACCACCACGCGCAAAUUCUUCACCAUCCUCGUCUCCGUGCUCUUCUUCAACAACCCCAUCUCCGGCCUGCAGUGGGCCGCCACGCUCCUCGUCUUCAUAGGCCUCAUCCUCGACGUCAAGUACGGCAAAGACCGCAAACACUGAAACUGUCUGGUUAAUGCCGCGCGUCCGUCCGCCCGCCAUUCCUUUUGUACUCACACCAGAAAUGAAUUAAUAACGAUUUUAUUGCCAGUUUUCGCUGUAGCUUGACCGGUGGUCUGUGCAGUAUGCGUGCGUAUAAUGUCGUUUCCGGCGUUAUGCCGGGGGUGAAAUAACGUAUCGGCUGCAUGCGGCAAGUCUCCUUCUUUUAUUCCUAAUGGGUAAUGGCCGAUAAUCACUUUUAGUGUUUCAAUUGGGACAGGUUCUGUGUAAAAUUAGCAUGUCCGAACAUUGUCCGCAUCGCGACGCGACCGACAACUGCAGAGUUCUGUGCAACACACCUUCUCCGUAAAGAAUUACGUUUGGCAAUACAGAUUUUC
Molecule: messenger RNA, 1702 nt
Organism: Paramacrobiotus metropolitanus
Lineage: Eukaryota; Metazoa; Tardigrada; Eutardigrada; Parachela; Macrobiotidae
Product: solute carrier family 35 member B1-like
Exons: 7
Coding region: 216-1328 (370 amino acids)
Biological process (GO): UDP-galactose transmembrane transport
Cellular component (GO): Golgi membrane; endoplasmic reticulum membrane
Molecular function (GO): UDP-glucose transmembrane transporter activity; UDP-galactose transmembrane transporter activity
Source: RefSeq, a predicted model, not a curated record